Molecule: messenger RNA, 2511 nt
Organism: Symbiodinium pilosum
Lineage: Eukaryota; Dinophyceae; Suessiales; Symbiodiniaceae
Source: the annotation of a GenBank genome assembly
AUGCCGUAUAAAAAAGUACUUGUUGCCGUGGAUCUUACUGAAGAGGCUGAGGAAGUCCUGACCGCUGCGAAAAAUGCCGCCAGUGACAACAACGCAACACUAUCAGCCUGCAGCAUCAUCCGGCCGCUGGCCCGCACCUACGGCGGCCUGGAUAUGGCCAAUGUUGUGUCCGGCAUGCCGUUUGAAGAAGAAAUGCGCACGCAAGCAAACGGCAAGCUGAUCAAACUCGGUGAGGAGUUUGGCAUCAAAUCCAGUGACGCCUAUGUUCGCAUGGGCUCCCCUGCCGCAGAAAUUCGCGCGCUGGCGGAAGAACUUGAAGCGGAUUUGAUCGUCAUCGGCACACAUGGACGUCAAGGCCUGGGUCUACUGCUUGGUUCAACAGCCAACGCAGUGCUCCAUGGCGUUGGCUGCGAUGUGCUGGUGGUGAAAAUUCACCCUGAAGAUGCACACGUGACGGUCGAAGAACCCACCUACGACUUAGGUGUCGUACGCUAUUUUGCUAUUGCCACCAUAGUCUGGGGCAUUGUCGGCAUGGGGGUAGGAUUAUUAUUAGCUGGUCAACUCGCCUGGCCAGCACUCAAUUUUGAUAUUGCCUACCUCAGCUAUGGUCGCCUGCGGCCACUCCAUACUAACGCGGUGAUAUUUGCGUUUGGCGGCAGCGCGCUGAUGGCCAGCGCGUUUUACGUCGUACAACGCACCUGCUAUACCCCACUGCUGUCACGCGGCCUGGCAUGGUUUGUGUUCUGGGGAUGGCAACUCGUUAUAUUGAGCGCCGCCAUCACGCUACCGCUGGGCAUUACAACCAGUAAAGAAUACGCAGAGCUGGAAUGGCCAAUCGAUAUCCUCAUCACCCUGGUGUGGGUUGCGUUUGCCAUCUCAUUCUUCGGCACCAUCGCGAAAAGAAAGGUUGAGCACAUCUACGUGGCCAACUGGUUCUUCGGCGCGUUGAUUAUCGGUGUUGCCAUUCUGCAUAUUUUCAAUUCUCUGGCCAUACCCGUGAGCAUGACCAAGAGCUACUCGAUCUACUCGGGUUCUGUCGACGCCAUGGUGCAAUGGUGGUACGGACACAAUGCAGUGGGCUUUUUCCUGACCGCUGGCUUUCUCGGCAUCAUGUACUACUUUGUGCCGAAACAGGCAGGUCGACCGGUUUAUUCGUAUCGUCUAUCUAUCGUGCAUUUCUGGGCGCUCAUCGCCAUUUAUGUCUGGGCUGGCCCUCACCAUCUACACUACACCUCUCUACCUGACUGGGCACAGAGCCUGGGCAUGGCCAUGUCUUUAGUACUGCUGGCUCCUUCAUGGGGUGGCAUGAUCAAUGGCAUCAUGACGCUGUCUGGCGCAUGGGACAAACUGCGCACUGAUCCGAUCAUCAAAUUCCUGAUCGUCUCCAUAUCGUUUUACGGUAUGUCCACCUUCGAAGGCCCGAUGAUGUCGAUUAAGACCAUCAAUGCCUUAUCGCACAACACCGACUGGACCAUUGGCCAUGUGCACUCUGGUGCGCUGGGCUGGGUUGCCAUGGUCAGCAUGGGUGCAAUGUAUCACCUGAUCCCGAUUCUGUUUGGCCGCAAAGCAGGGGAAAUGUACAGCAUCAAACUGAUCAACUUACAUUUCUGGCUGGCGACUUUAGGCACCGUUAUAUAUAUCGCUUCCAUGUGGGUUAACGGCCUCUUGCAGGGCCUGAUGUGGCGAGCCACCAGUAUCGACGGCACCUUGACCUACAGUUUCGCCGAAGCAGUAGAGGCGAGCUACCCCGGCUACUACGCACGCUUCGUCGGCGGCGCCAUCUUCUUCAUCGGUAUGUGUGUUAUGGCCUUCAACGUCUAUAUGACCACGCAAGGCAAAACCCGGGAUGAGACUGACCAGCAACAGCAGGAGGCGCGUGACAUGAAACAUGAAAAGAUUGAAACCCGCGUUGGCCUGUUGAUUGGUUUAACUCUAUUUGCUGUCAGCGUUGGUGGCAUGAUCGAGAUCUUUCCUCUGGUGUUCGACGGCAGCACCAAACCGACAGAUACCGUUAAGCCUUACAGCGCACUGACAUUGGAAGGCCGCGACAUAUAUAUCCGCGAAGGUUGUGUCGGCUGCCAUACGCAAAUGGUCAGAACCCUGCGUUCGGAAACCCAGCGUUACGGGCACUACUCAGUUGCUGGCGAAGACGUUUACGAGCGCCCGUUCCUGUGGGGCUCUAAACGCACAGGUCCUGAUCUGGCCCGAGUUGGCGGACGUUACAGUGAUGACUGGCACGCAGCACACCUGGCGGACCCGCGCAGUGUUGUUCGGGUAUCCAACAUGCCGGGCUACCCCUGGUUGUUUACCAACACGCUCAGUGGCGAGGACACGGCGGCUAAGAUGCGGGCACUCAAAGCGCUGGGUACACCAUAUACCGACGCGGAAAUUGACGGCGCACAGGCGGCAGUUGCCGGACGCACGGAAGCCCAGGCCCUCAUCGCUUAUCUACAGACUUUAGGUGUGGAUAUGCGUAACUACCAAGCGCCCGCAAGCACAUCAGGAGAAUAA